CGGAGAGAAAGAAAGGAAAUCCUGGAAAGUUGCUGAUUGAAGACUCCUGGACUGGUCAGAAGCCUUUCCAGCAGGGAAAAUGGAAGAAACCACCGUGGACAUUGACACUCUUAUUGAUGAGAUGGACUACAUUCCUGGUCACUUUCAUCUAGAUAUGAAUUUAAAUUUUGAAACAUCUGCACCAAUCAGCUUCCAAGGGAGAGACUUGAAGCUGAAACGAGAAAGUCUACUUUACGAGUUGGAGUUUGAAACUGGCUCACAGCAAUAUGCCAUUCAAAACCUUCUCGGGGUAUUUUCCUUUUACCUGGAGGAAGUGGAGCAAGCCAAGGAGAUUUUUCUGCAUAUCACUCAAGAACAGCCUGAGAACUUAAACGCUUGGGCCAACCUGGCCUACAUUUAUGACAGGCUGAGCCAGGAGCAAGACGAGGUUGAAUGCACUGAGCAGCUCUCCAACUUAAUGGGCUUGGAUUCAGAAGACAAGCUGCAGGGGAAUCACCAGGACAGGGCAGCUCGUUGCCUGGCUGAACAGGGCUAUGCUUAUGCCUUUGAUAUCAGGCUAACAAACGAAGAGGAGAAGAUGGAGAAACUGACUGUAGGUCUCACUCUCUACAGCAAGGCUCUGGCUUAUGGAAAGCAGAUCCCUUUAGAGGAAAAAAGAAGCUGGUACUUUGCCAUGGCCACUCUGCAUAUCAGACUAGAUGGGGUGUGGAUGAACAAAGGUGAGGAUGAGAAGAAGAGACUGACAGCUUUCAACAGAACUCUGGUUUUGCUUCAACAAGUACUGAAGUCAUCUAAUCUACACUACAGAGCCUUAGCCUGGUGCUAUCUUGGGAUGCUACUAGAAAGGAAAUAUUCUUUCUCAACUACUCCCCUGGGCAUUAAUGACUGUGGUUAUGCUGGAACCGAUCCCCUGGAUUGCUUUGGAAAGGCAAUAGAGGUUGCUAGAGAUAAUCCGCCUGUUCUCAACCGCCUGUCAAAAAUCUUCCAUUUCCUUGGCAAGCUAGAGAUGGCAAUGGCAGUUUGCAACAUGGCUCUGGAUGUAAUCCCUGAUCCAGGACUUAACUGGCAGGCAUAUUGUAUGCGUGCUAAGAUGCUGAUUAAACUGUACUUACGGGACGUGGAACGUGUGAAGAUAGGCUUGGCUGAAAUGCCAGACCAGAGCAACCUUUUGGGGGCCAAAGUUGAUCUUGAAAAAGUCAUCAAAGUCCACCCCUGCCUGAAAACUUACCUUGAUCUUGGCCAGGUGUAUUACUACCUGGGAGUAGAUGCUAUGCAGGAGCUUUUCCUUGUGGAUGAAAACGCCCUCAACAAAGCCCUUAUACUCUUUGCUAAAGCCAUGGAAUUAGACCUGGGAAACGUCUCGUCUGAACUCCAGGUGCUGAAAGGGAAAUGCCUUUGGAUGAAAAACGAGAUGCUGGAAGCUAUGGAGUGCUUCAAGCAGGCCAUAGAGCUGGACGAUGUGGGUUCCACGCACAGAGAGAGCUUCCGGUGCUUAAUGGAGCUGCUGCUUACCCUGUAUGCUCAGAAGAGGAUCAACAUGGAGAUGCUAAUGAAGGAGGUAGAGCUGUGGGUGAAGAAGGCGGAAGAGAAAUAUCCGAACCAGCAAGUGCAGCAGGAACUUCGACUGGUCUGUCGGCAUCACACCAGUGAGGUGCUUGAACUUUCCAAAGCUAUGCUGGCUCGAGGGAAGACCGAACUGGUGAAGCUGCUUUUUGAGACCAUGAAAUGUGAUUUUAAUCGAGCCAGGCUAAGUGAACGUUCAUUCUCUUUUUGACCUGCUGCUAUCUCUUCAUUUAUCUACUACCCUAAUAGUUAAACUCUCUUCAUUAGGCAGAAAGAAACUAUGUGUUUGGGAGCCAUAAUGCUUUCUACAGACUCAAAUACCUAAUGUACCUUUGGAGAAACCAGAGUUAUGGUGAUCUUCAGAAAUGGCUGUUCUUUCUCUCUGUGUGUCUUUUUUAAAAAAAAAUAAUACAUUCAAAAAUAUGGGUGCGUUGAAUCUUGUGCAUAUAGAAGUGCUUGUGCAUGAUCUUCAUUUGCAUUGAAGCAAAAUUAGUGUACAAGUUUUUAAACCUAAGCAAAUUCUUACAGGAGUCAGACAAGAUGUCAGAGAAAAGAGGGGAAAGAACAAAGAAAUUAUGAAAAAUAAGUGAAAUGUUUAAGCCAGGGAAUCUGUACUUUACACAGUGCUGAUACUGUACCACAGCCUCCAUCUUAAGACUGAUUUUGAACGGCAGAUGAAAAUUGGUUCUUUAGCAAUAGGAAAAGCACUUAGACUUAUAUACUGCUUCACAGCCCACUCUAAGCGGUUUAAAGAGUCAGCAUAUUGCCCCCAACUAUCUGGGUCCUCAUUUUAUCAACCUCGGAAGGAUGAAAGGCUGAGUCAACUUUAAGCUGGUCAGGAUCAAACUGCUGGCAGUCAGCAGAAUUAGCCUGCAGUACUGCACUGUGCCACCACAGCUGUUUAACAUACCUUUAGACAAAAAUGUCUGAAGAUUUCUGAUUUAUGCUGCAGUCCCAUUUAUGCCUCCAGGUAACUAACGCUCCUUCAAACUGAGCCUGACUUCUAAUAUCUAUGUUGUUUUCCUAACCACAUCAUAGAAGUGAUUGACCUGUCUUCUUCCAAGAGUACUUUUGACUUCCCAGUCUAGCUAAUGGCUCCUAUAUUUCCUAGUGGCCCUUCAGUCUAAGUGCUAAGCAGAUCCACCCUGUUUAUCUCUUUGGUAUCUACUUGAAGCUAUUCUAAUAGUAAUGUAAUGAAUACCAUUGCAGUUUCCAUUGUUUAGCAGAUUACAGGUCAUUGAUGUGGAAAAGGAGUUAAAAUGUAGAACAGGGAUAGAGAAUCUGCAGCCCUCAUAGAAAGAACUACACUAUCCAGUAGCCAUACCAGCCAGUAUGUCCAUAGGUGAUGCUAAGAGUUCAGUAACAGCUGAAUUGCCACAGCUUCUUAUGUGGGUUAGAAGCCAAUUAAGAAUCUUGCUCUCUUGAUUUGAAUGAGAUAGCUAUUGUUAUUCCAAGAAGGGAACAGGUAUAGCAUUGUGUAGAGAAGACACAUUUUGUGCUACCUAGAAUUAGAUAUAAAAAGAAACCUGUUAUUUGUUUGAUAAUUUAGGGACUUUGAUGUGCAAGGUUUCUGUUUAGAUCUUUAGUAUAUGGAAUAUCUCUUUUGCUUCCGUUUAUAUUCUAUAACAUUUGUAAUUCAUUUUAAAAACGUCAUAAUUCUCCAGUGACUCCUUCCCCAAGAAAAUCAAGCCCAGGCAGCUGGAACUUUUCACCAACUUGUCAGGAAACAGAGAACAUAAAACUCCACUAUCAUAUACUUAAAUUAGAAUGUAUUUAUUGGAAGAAAAUGAUGAUUGUAAACAUUUUAAUUUUAUUCAAAUGGCAAACUAACUUGUGCAUGUCAACUCAAAAAGAAAAUUCUGUGAUCUUCAUUCUAGUAUCAGAAUAUGACAAUUGCAGCAUAAACUCCAUGGAUAUAAAAAUUUCCGGAGCAAAAGAUCCCUUGGCUAACACCCUUUCUUGGUCUGACCUGAGGUGAAAAAAUUAUAACUCAUUACACUUUUAAGCUAUCUCCAUUUAAUGUUUAAUUAUAUACAGUACAUAAACACAAGUAAGAAAUAUUUUUCAAAUGCAAGCUACACCUACUUGAAUAUGUAAAACACCCUUCCCCACAGAUAAUAUAUGAAUCAGCUAAUA
This is a messenger RNA of Notechis scutatus (mainland tiger snake), 3699 nucleotides long. It is a transcript of the gene TTC22, whose product is annotated as tetratricopeptide repeat domain 22. The record is from RefSeq and is a predicted model, not a curated record. Gene Ontology annotation, molecular function: protein binding. Lineage: Eukaryota; Metazoa; Chordata; Lepidosauria; Squamata; Elapidae.